AUGAAGGAGAAUAGAGGCUGCGUUGAAGAUUUUUUAAUGGAGAUCAUGUCAUGGAAUGUUAGGGGUCUUAGAAGACCUGAACAAAGGAGUAGAAUUAAGGCUUUGGUGAGAGCAAAAUUAGUAGAUGUUUUGAUGCUGCAGGAGACUAAGAGAGAAGCUAUUGAUGGUAAUUUUGUUAAGUCCUUAUGGCCUGUGGAUGAUAUGGGUUUUAUGGAGGUGGGUUCAGAAGGAAGUGCAGGUGGCCUCCUUUGCAUUUGGAACACCCAAAAUUUUCAAUUGAUAGAAUGCUGCAGUUCCAGGAACUUCAUUCUUCUCUCAGGUAUCUUAUCUAAAUCAUUUCAUUGUGUUCUUUGCAAUAUUUAUGCCCCGAUUGAUGCAUUGAAGAGGAGGAAACUUUGGGAGAGUCUUGUAAAACUUAAACUCUCUUAUCCUAACCCUUGGUGUCUGGGUGGUGAUUUUAAUGAGAUUAGAGUUAUGAGUGAGAGGAAAGGUUGCUCAAGAAGGGAAAGGGGUAUGAAAGACUUUAAUAAUUUUAUAGAGAGCUUGGAAUUAAUUGAUCUGAAUAUGCAUGGUAGAUUAUUCACAUGCUGUAAUGCAUUGGAUGGGGAGAGGUGGAGUAGGAUUGAUAGGUUUUUGCUUGAUCCUGUUUGGCUGGAGAGGUAUAAAUUUAAACAAUGGGGAUUGCCUAGAGUCAUUUCAGAUCACUGUCCAGUUUUGCUUAUGGAGGAUGGAAGGGAUUGGGGGCCAAAACCUUUUCGGUUUAUCAAUGCUUGGACAUCACAUCCUCAGUUUAAGAAGGAAGUGGAGAAGGUCUGGGAGGAGGCACAGAUUCAGGGAUGGGCCAGUUUUACAAUCAUGAUUAAGCUUAAAAGACUGAGAACAUAUCUGCGUAGGUGGAAUAUGGAGGUCUUUGGUAAUAUUGAUGAUCUACUUAAACAAGCUGAAGAUGAACUUCAUGAGUGGGACUUGAAGGCGGAAUCUAGAUCCUUGUUGGAAUCAGAGGUGAGUAGAAGAAGUGAGAUCAGAAGUCAAGUUUGGCAGCUAAGUAGAAGUAAGGAGAGGAUGUGGUCACAAAAAUCUAGAAUGUCAUGGGCACAAAAUGGGGAUAAAAAUACUAGACUAUUUCACUUGAUGGCAAGUAACAGGCAGAGGAAAAAUUUAUUGGACUCCGUUCAGGUAAAUGGUGUUGUGGUGGAAGACCCAAGCAUAGUGAAGCAAGUAGUGGAGAAUUUUCUUAGAAGGGUCUUUGCUGAAAGCUGGGAGAGUAUGCCUAAGUUGGCAGGGUCCUUUUUGUCCAUUACUGAUGUUGAUUCAAAGGAAGUGCUGGAGGCUAAUUUUAGUGAAGCAGAAAUCUGGGCAGCCAUUCAAGAUUGUGAUGGGAAUAAAGCUCCUGGACCUGAUGGCUUCAAUCUAAGAAUAAGACAAGUACUCACAAAACUCAUAGGAGAGGUUCAAACUGCUUUUCUUUCGGGUAGAUGCAUCCUUGAUGGGCUCUUAAUUGCUAAUGAAGUGGUGGAUUGGUGGAGAAAGUCCAAGAAAAAAGGAAUCAUUCUUAAAUUGGACUUUGAGAAGGCCUAUGAUUCAGUUAACUGGGAGUUUUUGUUGUCAAUGAUGGAAAAUUUUGGGUUUGGAGAUAAAUGGGUGGGUUGGAUUAGGUCUUGUAUUUCUAUGUCAAGGAUCUCAGUGCUUGUAAAUGGGUCACCCACAGCAGAGUUCUCUCCUCAGAGGGGUUUAAGGCAAGGAGAUCCACUAUUGCCUUUCCUUUUUACUAUAGUUGCAGAAGGUCUAAAUAUUCUGUUAGAGAGAGCCAAAGAAAAGGGGAUGAUCAGAGGAGCUUCAGUUGGUCAUCAAGAAUUGAUAAUCUCUCAUUUACAAUUUGCAGAUGACACUAUUAUUUUUUGUGAAGCCAAUUGGGAUGAAAUCAGGGUGCUUAAAAGAAUUUUGAGGGGCCAACCCAAGGAAAAAAGUACUUCGAAACCAGUGGUGGAGAAGUUUAAAAAGAAAUUAGCAUCUUGGAAGAGGAGAUUCUUGUCCUUUGCCGGUAGAGUGACCCUAAUUAAGUCUGGAUUGUCAAAUCUUCCAGUGUAUUUUCUAUCUAUCUUCAAAUUGCCUAUUGGUGUUGCUAAAACAAUUGAUAGGAUUCAAUCAAACUUCUUGUGGGGUGGUUCGGAAGUUCAAAGGAAAAUUCACUUAGUCCAAUGGAAAGAGGUGUGUAAAAGUAAAGCCCAAGGGGGGUUGGGUGUGAGAAGUCUCAGUGAUGUUAACGUCUGUUUAAUGUUAAAAUGGUGGUGGAGGUAUGGUCAUCAACAACAGUCACUAUGGAAAAUGGUGGUAUGUAGCAGAUAUGGUGGGAUUGGGGGAAGGUGGAAACCAGAAACAGUGUCAGCUGCAAUGGUAUCUACAGUGUGGAAGGACAUUGCAUCAUUAGCUUCAGCAAAUAGUGUAGUGGCAGAGUUUUUCUCACAAAACUUCAGGAUUAUUUUGGGAAAUGGGGAAAGAAUUCAUUUUUGGACGGAUAGAUGGUUCAAUGAUAUGAGUCUUAGGAGUGAAUUUCCUAGACUAUUUAGUUUAUCAGUGGAGAAGGAAGGUUCCUUGCAAUUUUUUUACCAACGGAAAGGGCCGGGCAGUGAUUGGAAGUUGGCAUUUAGAAGAUCACUUUUAGCUUGGGAGGAGGAGGAAGUUCAUAGGCUAAAUGUAUUACUAGCAGAGGUACCUAAUCUAAAUCCUCUAACUGAGGAUUACUGUUUGUGGAGAGCAAGUAAUUCUAGAGUAUUCUUUGUGGCAUCAGUGUGGAAAAGGUUGGAAUUAGUUAAUGGACCCACAGUUUCCAUUUCAAAGUUCCUGUGGAAAAAUGCAGCCCCCCCGAAGGCUCAGUUCUUCGGCUGGUUAGCUUGGAAAGGGAGACUUAAAACAGCAGAAUUCAUGCAAAGGAUUGGAGCUAUACCUGCCAAUGUCAGCCCACUAUGUGUAUUUUGCAAAGCAGAGGUAGAAACCAUAAAUCAUGUGUUGCUUUUAUGCCCAUUGGUAUGGAAGUUAUGGUCUGAGUUGGUAAACUGGUGGGAAGUGCAGUGGGUAACACCAGGAUCUGUGUUAUUUUGCUUGACUGGUGGUCUGAUAGUGGAGCUAAUGAAAGUAAGAAUUGCAUUAUGGAUCAAGUUAUAUGUUAAAGGGGUGAAUUACACUAUGCAUGAUAUUGUCGCAAAUUUGAAGCAGAUUGCUAGCAGAUGGGUUUUGAAGCAAAUUGGUAUGUAUGCAGAUUGGUUGCAGAGUGGUAGGUACCAGCUUCUGGUCUGUGAAGGCAGUGCAGAGGCCUGCUUGGUUCUGGUAACUGGGAAUUUGCUCCAGAUGAUGAUCUUCAUCUCUUCCCUUUGCGCCGAUCGGUGUUUAAAGAGGAUGAGGCUCUUUCCCAACCAUCGAAGGACUUUUGCUAAUCCUUCUUCACCAGCAAAGACUUGA
Camellia sinensis is the source of this 3456-nucleotide messenger RNA. The record is from RefSeq and is a predicted model, not a curated record. NCBI's taxonomy places the organism in Eukaryota, Viridiplantae, Streptophyta, Magnoliopsida, Ericales, Theaceae.